AUGGUGCUCGAAAAUGAGGAGGAAGCUUUCGAACCGGCCGGCGUGGUGGCAACGUCGGAUGGGGAUGCGGUGGUCGAGACCUGGCCACUCGUUGGUAGGUUCCUGGCUGCUAAGCUUGUGAAGUUGGAGUAUAUGCGGCAGGUUAUGGCGUUUGUCUGGAAGCCUGUCAAGGGUGUUCAGGUCACGGAGCUACAGUCGAAUAUCUUCAUGUUCGUCUUCUUCCAUGCCUCGGAUAUGCAUUACGUCAUUGACGAGGGGCCUUGGUCUUUUAAGAACUGCAUGCUAGUCUGUCGAUCGGUGAAGGAUGGGGUGCUACCGGUUAAUGUGCCUUUGGAUUCAGUUGAUAUGUGGGUUCAACUCCACGACCUCCCCUUUGGUUACACUUCUGAAGCGAUCUUGGAACAUAUUGGGAAUUACCUAGGGACCUAUGUGAAGGGGGAUGACCGGUUCACUGGGGCUCCAUGGCUCAAUUUCUAUCGCAUUCGGGUGUCUAUGCCGGUGCACAGGCCUAUCAAACACCAAAUGAAGCUGCUCAAGCGGGAUAAGAUGUGGUGUUGGGUCUCGUUUAAGUAUGAACGUCUGCAUGGUUUUUGUUUUUUCUGCAGCAUGAUGGGGCACACUUACAAGUUCUAUUUGAAGGCUAAGGAGGUGGGUGUUCUAGUUGAGCAAUAUCCGUUUGGGGCAGAUUUGCGUGCGGGGACACGCCGAGGGCCGCGGGCUAUCGGGGAAAAUUGA
Messenger RNA from Ipomoea triloba (trilobed morning glory), 735 nucleotides. RefSeq lists its product as uncharacterized. NCBI's taxonomy places the organism in Eukaryota, Viridiplantae, Streptophyta, Magnoliopsida, Solanales, Convolvulaceae. The coding region runs from base 1 to 735 and encodes 244 amino acids. The record is from RefSeq and is a predicted model, not a curated record. The transcript has a single exon.